This is a messenger RNA of Mauremys mutica (yellowpond turtle), 1571 nucleotides long. RefSeq names its product histamine N-methyltransferase-like. The transcript is spliced from 2 exons. Lineage: Eukaryota; Metazoa; Chordata; Testudines; Geoemydidae. The record is from RefSeq and is a predicted model, not a curated record. Bases 117 to 530 code for a protein of 137 amino acids.
CCCUGCUGCCUUGUACAGCCUGAAUAAGAGCCAGCCAAAAUAGCAGGCUCUGAUUGCUCUCCAGAGGUGCAGAGAGGGAGGAAUCCACCCAAGGCUGUCCCCCACCAGCCUGUGCAAUGGGACUGACGGGGUGUAGCAGCAGAGAUACUCACCUGCACCCUAAACAGCUUUCAGGAACCAGUGGCUGGGCCAGGCUGUGGAAGAAAUAUGGACCUCGCUUACCUCUGAACGAUCUUUGCUUAUAUGUUUCAUCUGCUGACAUCAAAGAGCAACUCAAUACAAUAGGGCUGAAGUAUCAGGUCUAUGAGCUUCCAUCCACUAUGGACAUAACUAAUUGUUUUAUCAAAGGGAACAAAGAGGGGGAGCUGCUGCUGGAUUUUUUGACAGAAACCUGCUAUUUUAGUAAAACUGCUAGUCUAGACCUAAAAAAUGAAAUAAUGGAAGAACUUAAAAAGCCUGAAUGCAGUGAAGAGAAAGAUGGAAAGGUUUUUUUUAACAACAACUUGAGUGCAAUAGUGAUUGAGCCAUGACUAAGAUCUACUGGAUUUCUCAGUUCAGAAACAAAUGAUCAUAUACAAACAGUUAACCACUUAAAUGUCUCUGUGUGUUUCAUACUCUACCAAUUAAGUUUACUAGGGUAUGUCUGAGAAAGUUUAUAAACAGUUAGGAAAUUAAUAUUAAUAGGUGUAACAAAUGCACGUUAAUACAUUACUAAUUCUUCAAAAAUCUAUUAAUAUAAAACUUGCUAUUCAGCAAGUUCUACCUUAUAAAAUGCAGUUCUUUAAUCAGAAUUCAGAUAACUAGCACCAUUAAUCAAAGCCCAGCAAAUACAAAACAAUGCACUUCUGAUGGAUGGGUAAGGAGUAAUACUGACCUUGAACAGAUAUUGUUAUAAUUUAAAUAUGCUAUCCAGCCAAAUAUUUUUUUAACUGAAGUAUGUUUGGAAAUCUCCAGUAGAACUCCUCAACCUCGCUUACAAAACUCUUCCCCCAUAACUACCGAUCCUUGGAUUGGUUCCUCUGCUACUGAUGUGGUAUUGAAGUUGUUGCAACACUGCCUUCAAAACAACAUACUUCUGGUGAUCUUCUGUAGGCAUUAAUUGCAUGCAUCUGCUGCCCUACUAAUCAACACCAUCUCAUAGCACUGCUCCCCUGGUCACGUAUUUUAUUUUAUAGCUUCUCUUCCCCGUGAAUCAGAUUCAUAUACACAGCAGAGUCUGGAGAGAUAAAGCUAUAGCUCUCAUAGACCAUUUCUCAAAAUGAACAGGCUCCCUAGGCAAUGGUGAUCAUAACAUCCAUAACAUGCAGAACAUAUUGGCUCUUCACAUCAGAUGCCGAGAUCUCUGCAGCACUGGAUUAGAGAACAAGGUAGUAUGCAAAUCCUUAGUAGGGAUGAGUUGCUGCUGAUCUUUUAAACCAAAAUGUUGUCUCAUGUUUGUAUUUUCAGUUAGAGAAAUACGUAUUUUCCCUCAUUUCUCUUAACUCUUGUGUAACAAGGGCUACAUGUGUCUGGUGGCCUCCAUAAUGUACAAGAUGUAAAAAUAAAACUUAAAGGAUGAAACAGAAAUGACA